Parasteatoda tepidariorum (common house spider) is the source of this 2762-nucleotide messenger RNA. Lineage: Eukaryota; Metazoa; Arthropoda; Arachnida; Araneae; Theridiidae. The record is from RefSeq and is a predicted model, not a curated record.
UAAGUUAAUAAAUGCUGAUUGGCAUCAUUGAUGAAGAGGUGAUAGCAGAAGAAUGUUGAUGUGAGAACCGUGAAAACAUAACUAUUGAACUGAUUGUUGGGGUUUAUUUAAUCGAAAUUAUCAUUUAGUCUAACAAUUUUAAAAAAAUAAUUUCGAAUGAUUUGUUUAACUUGAAAAUAAAAAAUACAUAUAUCUUUACAAACUUGCACUAAAAUGGCCGGGCAAACUUUGCAUGAUAGACUUGUGGCUGCAAAGCAUACUAUUUAUGGACAAAAUGUAGAAAAAGCUGUUUGUAAAGCUACUACUGAAGAAAUUAUAGGACCAAAGAAAAAACACUUAGAUUAUUUGAUUCAUUGUACUAAUGAACCAAAUGUAUCAGUGCCAGAGCUGUGCAAUUUCCUUAUUCAGAGGACACAACAAACUUCCUGGGUGAUGGUUUUUAAGUCUUUAAUUACAGCUCAUCAUCUAAUGUGUUAUGGCAAUGAGAGAUUUAUUCAGUGCAUGGCAACAUCUAGUUGUUCAUUUCACCUGAGUAGUUUUGUUGAUAGGACUGCAUCUCAAGGUUAUGACAUGUCUACCUUUGUACGAAGAUAUGCUAAGUAUUUAAAUGUUAAAGCUUCUACAUACAGAGUAAUGGGUGCUGACUUUUGCAAAAUGAAAAGAGGGAAAGAAGAAGGUGUGCUAAGAAAUAUGACAACAGAAUCUCUCCUAAAAACACUUCCUGUACUUCAUGAGCAGUUAGAUGCCUUGCUUGAUUUUGAUUGUAACCCAGAUGAUUUAAGCAAUGGGGUUAUGAAUUCCUGUUUUAUGCUGCUUUAUAGAGAUCUGAUUCAGUUGUUUGCUGCAUACAAUGAUGGAAUUAUCAAUUUGUUUGAAAAGUACUUCACCAUGAAUAAAAAGCAUUGUAAAGAGGCCUUAGACAUAUACAAGAAAUUUAUUAUAGCCAUGGACAAGGUGUCAGACUUUUUGAAAGUAGCUGAAUCGCAUGAAGAUGCUCAUACUUUAUGUGUAGAUUGGAAAACUCUCCUGAGUGUUGGCAUUGAUAAGGGCAGUAUACCUGAUCUAACCAAGGCUCCGUGUACUUUGCUAGAAGAAAUGGAAAAUCACCUUACAUAUUUGGAAGGAAAAAAAAGUCAAACAGUUGCCAAGACAAAUUCAGUUCAGUGUGCAGUGUCUGCUCUGAGCUCUACUAGUUCUGCUUUAGCAAACAGUGCACAUGAAAUCUCUCACGAGCUGAAUGGCCUGACAGUGGAUGAGAGUAUGAGGAGGGCUGUUGAAGAAGAAGCUGCUAUCAUGAAUCAAUUGAAGUCGCAUGAAGAAGCUCAUACUUUAUCUGUAGAUUGGAAUACUAUCCUGGAGCAGAGGUUGAAAGAACUAGCCAAACAGACUCCCGAUGCUAUCCCCAAAGUUCCCAGCCCCAUACCACCUCCUGUAUCUGUGAGUCCCCCUGCCAAGCCAAAAGAAACAAUGAACUCAGAAAAGCCCUCAUCCGAUUUGAUGUCUCUGAAUCAACCAGUUUUAGGUGGAGGUUUCAUACAGGCUGUCCCUUACCCACAAGAAGAUCUUUCAGCAGUUCAGCCUCAAGCAAUGGCUCCAAAUUUUGUCACUGAAGUACCUUUUAGUGCUGCAUUUCCUGUGGUUCAACAAGCUGAUACGGGAGGUUUUGAUGCAUUUGGGGAUGUGUUACAGCCUCAGGCAACCAGUAGUCCCGUUCCCCCCGAAGAGUGUGAUCCAAAGUCGUCUCCCACAUCUACAGCAGGGGGAAGACUCAUAUCAUCGGACUUAGAUUCAAGCCUUCAAACUCUAGUCCAAAAUCUAGACAUCAAUGGACCAAAGAAACCUCCUGCCAAAACUGGUGGUCAUCAGUGGGGUUCUCCAAAAAUUUCUUCUAGAACUGGUGGUGUGAACUGGAGUCCAAAUACACCUGUGUCAAACUAUGUUGGUGUGCCACAGAAUGUACCGCCUGUGGCUGCUGUUGGGCAAGGAAUGGUUGGAAUGGUCAAUGUUCCAGUUUAUGGCUAUCCUCAAACAGUAAUACCUACUAUGAUACCUGCUCAAUCCUUCAGGAUGCAAACUGUGUGGCAGACAACGGCCCCCCAACCCACAGCUUUUGUGAUCCAACAACCGGGAAUGCCCCCCCAGCCUGUGCAGGUUAUCUAUGGAACACCUUCUCCACAGCAUACUGUGAUACAAGGUACACCCACAGCUGGUUCUGUGGCCGGUCACAAUCCUUCAAAUGAUCCUUUUGGAGUCUUGUGAAAAAAUAAUACUAGUCUUAAGUACAGAUGAAUGUUUACUACUGGUUCAUAAAAAGUAAAAGCAAAAUUGGAGCUAACUUCGAGGAAAUAAAAAGUCAGCCUCCAGUUAAAAUAUAGUUCAGCAAGAGCAUUGCUGCCUUUAUAUAUAUAUAUUUUGUUUUUGUUUUUUUUUCUCUUUGUUAUGUAAAGUGUUGAAAUGUGUACUUAAAACAGUUCAUCUGAGUACAUCAAUGCAUAAUUUAUUUUCAAACUAACAGCAAAUUAGCUCAUAAAAAUAAAAGUUUUUGAAGGAAGACAAUGAAGUGUGUCUGUGGGGAUUAAGUUUUGGCGAUGUUUCCUCACUCUGUGUAUAUAUGUGUGUGUGUUUUUAUAUAAAUAUGAAAGAUCAUCAUUAAAUAAUAAGAGGUGUUAAGACUUAGAGCCUUAUAUCUAGAGAGUGCAAUGCAAUGUGUCAGACCACAAAGAAAGUUACAUGGCAUUAAAAAAUUUUGCAAAAAUAUUCUA